Messenger RNA from Talaromyces proteolyticus, 676 nucleotides. RefSeq lists its product as uncharacterized. The transcript has a single exon. NCBI's taxonomy places the organism in Eukaryota, Fungi, Ascomycota, Eurotiomycetes, Eurotiales, Trichocomaceae. Bases 200 to 577 code for a protein of 125 amino acids. The record is from RefSeq and is a predicted model, not a curated record.
GGGAAAAUAGACAUAUUGCCUUGCUGAAGUUGAUCCAGGCAAUUAGAAACGGUAAACAGAAGGAGAAACAAACACAAAGCGUUUGCUCUGCACGUGGUCGAGUGCCUUAGGCAAACGUCAAUACUGUCUACCAAAAACAACAACCCUACCCAAGAAUUCAUCUAUCCCUUUCCAGAUAUCCAAACUAGCAAACCAAAAAAUGUGCAUCGUCACACUCCACGAAACCCAUACCUGUGCGCAUCGCUGGGUGACACUCCACACAGCAUGCCACCAAAUCAAACUCCUAAACGACGACGACAACACUACUCAAAAUGAGAAUAACAACGACAACAUCCCUCCUAAAGCCGGCUUCAAUACAUGUCCUCACCUCAACGACACAGACGACAAGCUUCGCACUCGGUACGUGGUCGAGUACAUCAUUGGCUCUGAUGACGAGUGCCCGCGGUGUGUGAAAAGGGGGCAGUAUGAUCGGAAUGAGUGUCGGGUGAUACGCGAUACGGAGUAUAGAUUGGGGUUUGGGAUGGGUAGGGUGGAUAGAAAGAGGGGGGAUGUUGGGGUUCCGUGUGUUUUGUUGUAGGAAAGGGAGGACUGUUUUAGGGUCAUGGUUAGAGCAUCACUGGCCAAUAGAUGCGUGGUCUACUGGAGGGGUUUGAAAAAUCAGCGAGAUAUGUAGCUA